AUGAAGAAGAGCUGCUCGCUGCUCGAAGAGGAAGCAAAGAGGCUCGGCGUCUGGCCAACCGAAGAUGUGAAGCGUCCAACCGAGCUUCUCGAACCCGACACGAGGACGUCGCUCGCUCUGACCGACACCACCGUCGACCCGCUCGCGUCGCACGUUGUUCUCGAUCCGUGCGCAUACAAAUGCCCCCCGCCUCUCCAACCUAUGGCCAUUGUUCCUAAACUCCAGACGGCCACCACGUCGGCGAUGGCUUCGACCACGUCUGCCGUGCCUGUCGAGACGGCCGUGUCCACUCCUCCCUCGAUCGAGAAGGCCAAGGAGCCACUGUUUCCCCUGCCGAAGCUGCGGCUGGAGGUCCGCGAUCUCAGCCACGCCGGCGCUGAUGUCUUUUUGGGGGCGGUCAACGCGGCUGCUGUACUGGCAGCGGCCGUGGCCAACGUGCAGCGGCUGCUCUACGCCAGCGACGCCAAGACGGCCGAUCCGGCCACGCACAUGACGCCGACGCGCUCCGUCACCGUCGUCCUGCGCGACCUCGACGGCGUCGCCUACACGACCGGCAGCGACCUCGAUGGCGACCACAAGGAGAUCCACUUCAGCCUGGGUUACAUUGCCGGCAUUCAGCCAAGGGCCUCGCGCGCUGUUGCCGAGAUCACUGGCGUGCUCACUCACGAACUCGUCCACUGCUACCAAUGGAACGGCCUCGGUACCGCUCCCGGUGGCCUCAUCGAGGGCAUCGCCGACUGGGUGCGGCUGCGCUGCGCCCUCGAGCCGCCGCACUGGAAGCGCGAGCCCGCCGCUGCCGGCCGCUGGGAUGCUGGCUACCAGCACACCGGAUACUUUCUCGACUACCUCGAGCACCGCUUCGGCCACGGCACCGUCCGCCGCAUCAACGAGAAGCUGCGCCGUCACCGCUACGAGGAGAAGCCCUUCUGGACCGACCUCGUCGGCAGGCCCGUCGAGCAGCUGUGGGGCGACUACCGAACGGACGCCGCCAUUGCCACCGCAGUUCAUCCACCACCAAUAUCCAAGGCAGCGACGAUGCGAGCGACACUCCGCCUGCUGGCUGGCGUGAAGCCGGUGCGGUACUUCCAGCCGGGAGCGCAGACGGGACUGGCGGGCGUGUACACGCACAGCACGCCGCGGUCGACGCUGCUUUACCUGUACACGACCACGCUGGAGAAGCUGCAGGCGGUACCGGAGACGUCAGUGUACCGGCAGUCGGUGGAGGCGCUGACAAAGCACCGGAUGGCGUUGGUGCAGUCGGUUAAGCCGGACGGCUACGACGAGUGGCGGCAGCGAGCGCAGAAGCUGGUGGCCGAGAACCCGGAGCAGUUUGGCACGGUGGCACAGACGAGCGUAGACGGAACGGCGUCGUGGCGCGUGAGCAAGGGCGGCCAGACGUUUGUCAUCCUGGACGUGCCCAACCAGGUCGACCCGCGGCUGCAGGAGUGGGACGGCGAGCGGGAUGAGGGCCCGGAGCUGGAGGGUAUCCGCACGGCCGAAGACCGUGCGGAUCACGGCCUGUCGGCGACGCGCAAGUCGCUCGAGGUCAACCACAACGUCGCGUGGGAGGAUGAGCCGCGUCUGACGGCGGACCAGAUCGAGGAGCUCGAGACCAAGCUCGGCGCCGGCCUCAUCGAGGAGGUCAUUGGCGUGGCCGAGGGCGAGGCCAAGCUCGUGGACGUCAUGGUCAAGGCCAAGGUCUGGGAGAGCCUGGAGGAGAAGCCGGCCGAGGGCCAAUGGGUGUACUUUGAGCGCAAUGGGGCAUCCGCACCAACAGCCAAAGCUUCCCCUUCAGACCGACGACACCGACACGCCUGCACGCCUGCGCGCCGCCAGCCCGCCAUGGCUUUUAUCGAGCCGCCGACGUCGACGAACCUGCGGAAGCGCAAGCGGGCCUCGUGCGCCUCGCGCGCCUCUUCGACAACCUCCAGCGCAGCUGGCCGGCUGCCGUCCGACGCCAUCAAUCCACAUAGCUAUGGGCCCUUGACAUGGAAGCAGCUGACGGUGGCGGGACUGACGCAGGCCGACCAUCUGCCGGCCGACUACGUGGGUGGCUUUCCGCACCGGCCGCUUCCGCGAGACAGCACAAACGCGACACCUGUGCAGGGCAGCGACGAGGAGGAGAGUGGAGGGAACGGAGAGGGCGGCACCGACAAUGAGGGCGGCAGCGAAGAGGAAGCCCAUGGCCAUGGGCACAGCCACGGUCAUGGCCACGGUCACGGUCACGGCGAUAAUCGCUCGGCUGCCAAGCGCCACCGCGCUGCGCUGCGCACGGUCAACGCCUACGACCGACACAUCGGUCUGCUGACAGCAGUGGUGCAGCGGGGGCUGCAGGAAGCGGACCACGGCAUGGCCAGUCUGGGGUCCGAAAGGGGAGUCGUCGGGCUCGCGCGGGCCAAACGAGCCUUUGGCCUGCUGCUGCGGACCGAGGUCGACGGCCGGAUCAUCGACCUGCGACGGGACCACCUCUGGGCGCUGGGGGCGGAGAUUCUGAUGCGCGAGGGAGAAGACGAGGCGGCGGAAGAGACGGUGGAGAAGACGGUGGAGGAACACGACGGGGACGAAACGGACGAGACCGACGGGACAGACGGGACAGACGGGACAGACGGGACAGACGAGACAGACGAGACAGACGAGACAGACACGAAAUCUAAUGUCCGUCGCCGUCGCUGGGGAUCGGCCGCCAAUCUGCCCAGCGUGCGAGCCUACUACGAGGACCUCAUCCAGCAGCACCCGUACAGUCGACAGUGGCCACGAGUGCCGAGCGCGCUGACCUUUUGGCCGGCCAUGAUCAGCACAGAGCUGUACAACGUUUAUACAGAAGAGCGGCAUGCGAUGGAGCGAUUAGAGAAGGAGGAGGAAGAGGAGGAUGAAGAGGAGGACGAGGAGGACGAAAGUGACGAAGAUCUUGGCGACGAAGAAGAGGAAGACGACGAAGAUGAAGAGCACACCAACAUCCACACCCACACCCACACCCACCGCCGUCGCCGCCUCUUCCGACGACGUCGUGCUGACCCCCAGCGAGCCGCCCGCGAAGACGUCCGGACGGCAGCGCUGCAGCAAGUCCGCGACAUGGCCCGUCGCAUGGACAUCGUCAUGGAGAGCCCGCCAUACCGGGCCAGCCAUGAGAUGCUGCGGCUGCGCGGCAUGGUGGCGCUCUACGCGGGCGACUUGGUGGUGACGACGAGACCGCGGACGCGCCGUGAAGCGGUCGAGGACCAGCGGCUACGGACGGCCGAGCGGACACGAGCGCGGGCCCUGUUUGCGCGACUGGUGCGGGACGAUCGGGGCGGCGACAGCAGCACGGGUGGGAAGAGCCGGCAGGCGGGCAUCAGGACGGAUAGCGUGGUGGAUGCAUAUGUGGAGGAGAUGGUAGAAGGGAAGGAGAGAGGGGGGGAGAGGGAGAAGAGGAAGAAGACAAGAAAGUCAAAGGACAGAUCGAGAGAGAAGUCGAGGGACAAGUCGAGGGAGAAGGCGAGAAACAGCAGAAGCAGAAGCGCCGACAGCAGAGACACACACGACGGGUCAGAGGACGACGACGACAGCUAUGGCAUGUUGGAUCGGCCAGUGUUCACGUCCAUGCCGAUCCGGCAGUCACAGUGA
This is a messenger RNA of Grosmannia clavigera kw1407, 3603 nucleotides long. RefSeq names its product NADH-ubiquinone oxidoreductase. The transcript has 6 exons. NCBI's taxonomy places the organism in Eukaryota, Fungi, Ascomycota, Sordariomycetes, Ophiostomatales, Ophiostomataceae. Gene Ontology annotation, biological process: respiratory electron transport chain. Bases 1 to 3603 code for a protein of 1200 amino acids. The record is from RefSeq and is a predicted model, not a curated record.